CAUAUAGUAAAACACAAGGUCUAUUCCCAUUUGGCCUCUAGCUCAAUGUACAGUGCACAGGUCAUAAUUUUACAUACAAAACUGCUCCAAGGGCUCUCAAGCCAACACCUGUUGCCUUUUUCCAGUUGGAUUUCUGGUAACAUAGACAUUCUUUCAACAUAAAAUCAUGGCAACCCAGAAACAGAAACCACUAAAUUGUAGUCCUGAUUUACAGUUUCUACUUAUAGUUUUCAUGGUGGUUUCUUCUUCCUUGGCAACUUCAUCUUCAGCAGCAACAGAAGCAGAAGCUCUUUUGAAUUGGAAGUCAAGCCUUGACAAUACAAGCCUGUCUCUCUUGUCCUCAUGGGUUGGAGACAACAGCAGCACUUGCAAUUGGGUUGGGAUUUCCUGCAACAACUUUGGAAGCAUCAACCAUAUAAACCUCACUGGUUCUGGUUUGAGAGGUACACUUCAUACUUUGAGUUUCUCGACUUUCCCAAAUCUCAUAAGCCUUAACUUGAGCCAUAACGCCUUUUUUGGAACCAUUCCCCCAAGUUUAGGUAGCUUGUCUAGUCUUGAAAUCCUUGAUCUUUCUCAAAAUAAUAUUAAUGGGUCCAUUCCUGAUGAUUUUGUAAUGCUAGGCAACUUAUCCAUUCUUUCAUUUCGGAAAAAUCAAAUUUCUGGUCAAAUUCCUCAAGAAAUGUACAAGCUAAGUUCACUUAGGGUGAUUGACAUAUCAAUCAACAAUAUCACUGGUUCAAUCCCAGCAUCUAUAGGAAACCUGUCCAACUUAAUUGUUCUAGACCUUCAUAAAAACGCUUUGUCAGGAUCGAUUCCUUCCAGUAUUGGAAACCUGACUAGGUUGAAAGUGUUGUACCUGAUGUAUAAUCAAUUAUCUGGAGCCAUCCCAAAUGAAGUAGGACAGCUCAAGUUUCUUACUGAUUUAGGAUUGGUAAAUAACAAACUAAAUGGUACCAUUCCUCUAGGGAUAAACAACCUUGUAUAUUUGAAGAAUUUUUGGUCGAGCAACAACAGCUUGUCUGGUUCUAUUCCUGGAGAUAUAUGCAGUGGUGGAUUGCUCGAAAUAUUUACAGUACAGAAUAAUCAGUUGACAGGUCCCAUACCUAGAAGCUUGAGAAACUGCACCAGCUUAACUAGGUUGAGGCUUGAAAGAAACCAACUAUCAGGAAACAUAAGUGAAGAGCUUGGCAUUUAUCCGAAAUUGAAUUACAUUGAUCUGAGUUAUAACAGACUGUAUGGAGAGCUUUCUGAGAACUGGGGGAAGUGCCAAAACUUGCAAGGCUUAAAACUCAGCAACAACAGAAUUUCAGGGAGAAUUCCUCAUCUUGAGGGAUCUGAGCUACAUGUACUUGACCUUUCUUCAAACGGUCUCAUUGGGUCAAUUCCAAAGGAACUAGGAAAGUUGUCAUCCUUGUUCAACCUCAGCCUUGCGGACAACAGACUUUCGGGCAGUGUCCCAUUAGAGAUUGGAAUGUUGUCCAAUCUGCAGUAUCUUAACUUAGGAGCAAACAAUUUGACUGGAUUGAUUCCAGAGCAAUUAGACGGGUGCAGAAAGUUGUUGAGCUUGAAUUUGAGCAGAAAUAGAUUUCGUGAGAGCAUUCCUCUUGAGAUGGGAAGCAUACAAUCUCUAGAAAUUCUUGAUCUGAGUCAUAAUUUGCUAAUGAAUAGAAUACCAGCACAGCUUGGAGGGUUGCAAAAGCUAGAAGCACUGAAUCUCUCCCACAAUGAGCUCUUGGGUUCAAUCCCAUCCUCUUUUGAUAACAUGUUGAGCUUGACAGUUGUUGACAUAUCUUACAAUCAAUUGGAGGGUCCUCUUCCCAACAAUAAAGCAUUCCAAGAGGCUCCAGUUGGAGCCUUGGGGAAUAACAAAGGGUUGUGUGGUAAUGCCACCGGUUUGAAUGCUUGCCCAUCUAUAACAAGGGGUGGGAAAAAGAGUAACAAAUCUACUAUUUUCAUCAUAGUCCUUGUUUUAGGUAUUGUAGUUUUCGUAUUUGUAGUAGUUGGAGUUCUUUAUAUGAUAUGCCAUACCCGAGAGCCGCAAAAUGAAAACCAGUUUGAAGUUUGGAGCUUGGAUGGAUUACUUGUAUAUGAAGACAUCGUUGAAGCUACAGAGUCAUUCAACUCCAAACAUUGUGUAGGAGUAGGAGGGACUGCAAGUGUUUAUAAAGCUCAACUGCAAACAGGUCGGAUUGUUGCAGUAAAGAAACUUCACACGCUGCAGGAUAGCGGUGGAGAAGCAAUUCUGAAGGCUUUUGAGAGUGAGAUUCGUACUCUUGCAGAAAUCCGUCACCGCAACAUAUUGAAGCUUUAUGGUUUCUGUGCACAUCCGCGGCACCCUCUUUUGCUUUACGAGUUCAUAGAAGGAGGAAGCUUGGAAAACAUAUUGACUGAUGAAAACUAUGCAAGUAAUUUUGGAUGGAUGGAGAGGGUGAAUGUUGUCAAAGAUGUUGCAAAUGCAUUAUCUUAUAUGCACCAUGAUUGCUCGCGUCCAAUAGUUCAUCGAGACAUAUCAAGCAAGAACAUCCUACUGGAUUUAGAGUAUGGAGCUUAUGUGUCUGAUUUUGGUACAGCUAGGCUUUUGAAGCCUAAUGCUUCUAAUUGGACAACAUUUGCAGGCACAUUUGGAUAUAGUGCUCCAGAGUUGGCAUACACAGUGGAACCAAAUGAGAAAUGUGAUGUUUAUAGCUUUGGAGUGGUAGCAUUGGAAGUGAUCGUGGGAAAGCAUCCUGGAGAUCUCAUCUCCUACUUUUUGUCACUUUCAUCAACAUCAACAGCACAAGGUUUACAACUGAAGGAUGUCUUGGACCAACGCCUCUUGCCUCCUAACAAUCAAGCUGCGGAGAAAGUGAUCGCGGUUGCAAAUCUUGCAUUUGCAUGCUUGCGAACGAGUCCACAAUCUCGACCAACCAUGCAUCAAGUUUCCCAGGAGUUGUUGUUUUGAAUGACACAAUUUUGUUAGACGGUGCUUAAUAAUUAGAAACUUGUCCUUGCUUCUUGUAAUGUGAAUCCGUGUCAACUCUUCAAUGCUGUAAAGUUUUCUCCGCAAUAUAUACAAUUUUGACUGA
This is a messenger RNA of Rosa chinensis, 3065 nucleotides long. Its product is annotated as probable leucine-rich repeat receptor-like protein kinase At1g35710. Bases 167 to 2941 code for a protein of 924 amino acids. Lineage: Eukaryota; Viridiplantae; Streptophyta; Magnoliopsida; Rosales; Rosaceae. Gene Ontology annotation, molecular function: protein binding; ATP binding; protein kinase activity. The record is from RefSeq and is a predicted model, not a curated record. The transcript has 2 exons. Gene Ontology annotation, biological process: protein phosphorylation.